This is a messenger RNA of Acanthopagrus latus (yellowfin seabream), 1227 nucleotides long. RefSeq names its product ADP-ribosylation factor-like 16 (gene arl16). The coding region runs from base 40 to 612 and encodes 190 amino acids. The transcript has 5 exons. Gene Ontology annotation, molecular function: GTPase activity; GTP binding. The record is from RefSeq and is a predicted model, not a curated record. Lineage: Eukaryota; Metazoa; Chordata; Actinopteri; Spariformes; Sparidae.
UCGCCAUGGUGCCAAGCGACUCCGUUUCAGCUAGCUUGCAUGCUACUGGCUUCGCAAUGCUGCUGUGGCAAAUCCGAGAUGAGCAGCAAAGACGUUUGUUUGCUUCUCGGAGCGACCGGUGUCGGAAAAACGUUGCUGCUGAAACGGCUUCAAAAGCUCAAUUUGCACGGGUCAGAUGAACUGGGGCCACCUCCUUCUACUCUUCCUACAGUAGGAACCAACCUGACAGACCUGACGUUGAAGAAGAAGAAGAAGUUGACAUUAAGAGAGCUGGGAGGCUGUAUGGGCCCUAUAUGGUCGAAAUACUUCAAAGACUGCUCUUCUGUCAUUUUUAUGGUGGACUCAGCCAACAUUGCUCAGGUGUCCUCCUCCUGUAUCCAGCUGCUGUCAGUACUCUCUGCUGAGCCUCUGCACAGUGUCUCCGUUCUUAUUCUCUUCAACAAGAGGGACAUGCCUUGCACUAUGAGUCUUAUAGAGAUAAAGUCACUGUUCAGAAUGGAUGACAUCAUUGCGUCUGCCACUCAGCCAAUCACAACACUGGAACUCAGCGCACAUUCCGGAGAGGGACUUCAGGAGGUGCUGAGCUGGCUGGAGUCUAUCACAGUCAAGUGAACUAUCACACACUUGUUUUUUACGAAGCGUUGCUGCUCUCAUAGGACUUCAGAUGAUGACUUGAAGCCUUAUGACAACAGAUGUCAAUAUCCUCUGUGUUUGAAGACUAUUUAUACAACAUUUGAAAGAGGAUUUGAUGACGUGUGUAGUUUUGGACUCAACAAGAAUACGGCAAGACGUGCCAAGAUAAAAAUGUCACUGCUGUAUCUUUGACAUUGUAUGAAUACUGUGACUGUUCGUAAGGGCGACUGGGAAAAGAGAUGUAUGUAUCAUGGCAUGGUGGAAUGUUUUAACAUGUGUUUAAUCAACACUACAAUAUGUAUUACCUGCAGUUAGCAAUUAUUUUAUCCUGCUCACUUUUAUUCUUCCAGACAGAUUAUUCUGAAAUAAAACACAACACAUAAUCAGCUCAUCUAUUAACUGAUAAGUGUAAAAAAAGAUAAAUUAAUUCUCUUCAGGAAGUUGUCAGGCGAUGUGGGAUCAACAGCCGAGGACAGCAUAAAAACAUAGCUGGUACAGGCUCAUCGAUUCUCAUUGAAACUGUUCAGAAUUAAUAUGGUUCAAUGUUUUGAUAUUUUUGACAUCACUGGUUAAUAAAGAAAGAAGCUAUUAAUA